AUGCGGUCCUCGACAUUACUUUCGCCUUUCAUCUCUAUCCUCUCCCUGCUCUCCCUCUUCUCCGGUGCCUCCGCUGUCAGAUUAAUCGAGUCAAAGUCCCUCAACACCUGCCAAGAUAAUUCUAGUUUCACAGCAAGUCUGUUCAAUGUCGUCUUCACACCGAAUAACAGAACCCUUACAUUCGAUGUUGUCGGUGUUUCUUCAAUUCAGGGCAAUGUCUCCUUUGGAAUUGAGGUCUUUGCCUAUGGAUACCGGUUCUUGAAGCAAACACUCGACCCAUGUAACAUGGACUUGGCUGGAAUGUGCCCCAUGUCUACUGGCCAGAUCGAUAUUCAAUCAAACUUGGUGCUGGACGAAGAUGCUGUCAGCCAAAUUCCCGGAAUCGCUUUCGGUGUCCCCGAUCUAGAUGCCAACGUCAAGAUUCAUAUCAAUGCAACAUCCAACCCUGAUGUCAGUUUGGCUUGCGUGGAGGCAAAUCUUUCUAAUGGGCAAUCCGUUGAUCAGAAGGGUGUUUCAUGGGCGACUGCUGUAAUUGCUGGUAUGGCUCUCGUAGCUUCAGCCGUCACAUCCGGAUUAGGUCACUCGAAUACUGCAGCACACGUGGCGUCGAACGCACUGUCUCUCUUUGGAUACUUCCAGGCCCAGGCCAUUGUUGGAUUGACCGCGGUUCCUCUCCCACCUAUCGUUCAAUCAUGGACCCAGAACUUUCAGUGGACCAUGGGUAUUAUCCGGGUCAGCUUCAUGCAAACUAUCGCUACCUGGUAUCAAAAGUCAACUGGAGGAACCCCAGGUACUCUUCUCAACAGUCUCACCACGACAUCUGUUCAGGUCCUCAAGAAGAGGUCAACCAGUACUGAGAUAAACAAGCGAUCAGUUGACGAAACCAUCAGACUUCUCACCCAUGCCCACAACUUGAGCAAGCGUGCCACCGAAACUGCUUCUGGAACCUACGUCGUCAAGGGAAUUAAGAGAGUUGCAUUCCGUGCCGGUAUUGAAGCAACAAACCUUUUCUUGACCGGUCUCGCUUUCUUCUGUAUUUUCAUCGCAUUCACCAUCAUCUUCGUCUCCCUGUUCAAGGGUUUUUGCGAACUUGCAGUGCGAUCAAAAUGGAUGAAGAGUGACAAAUUCGAGGAUUUCCGUAAUGGCUGGUUCACCGUCUUGAAGGGUAUCAUGUUCCGUAUGGUUCUCAUCGGGUACCCUCAGAUGACCAUUCUGUGCUUGUGGGAAUUUACCCAGAUCGAUUCACCCGCCGAGGUUGUUUUGGCCAUUUUCUUCUUCUUCGGCAUGACUGGAACCUUAGCCUGGGCCGCUCUCAAGGUGAUCCGCAUCGCAAAGCGAUCCGAGGAGAUGCACAAGAACCCAGCAUAUAUCCUCUACUCUGACCCGGCUUCUCUCAACAAGUGGGGAUUUCUAUACGUUCAAUUCAGAGCUACUGCGUACUACUUCAUCCUCCCGACUUUGGCCUACAUUGUUGUCAAGGGAAUGUUCAUCGCUUUCGGCCAAAACUCCGGAACCGUUCAGGCUAUUGCAUUGUUGCUUAUCGAGGCGAUCAUCUUGAUUGGAGCCAGCGUUAUUCGACCAUGGAUGGACAAGAGCACUAACAGUUUCAAUAUCGCUAUCUGUGCCGUCAACUUUGUCAACGCCGUCUUCCUUCUCAUCUUCACGGAUGUCUUCAACCAGCCAGGCAUAGUGACUGGCGUUGUGGGAGUUGUAUUUUUCAUUCUGAACGCAGCAUUCUCUCUGGUCCUCUUGAUUCUGGUCUUGAUUGCCACGGUCUAUGCUUUCAUCAGAAAGAACCCAGACAGCCGAUACCAGCCAAUGAGCGAUGACCGUGCAUCCUUCAUCAAGUCGCAAACUCAGUUGACUACUGAGUUGGAUGCUUUGGGAGCCACUGCACGAGGCGACAAGAGUGGCAACUACAACAAGCACAACCUUGACUUGGACGAUGAUAAUGAUUCAUGGUCUUCCGAUUCGAUGAGAAACCCAGCCAACCAGCCACUUCCUCCCUCCACUGCCAACUCCGGAGCAGCAUAUAGAGAGCCUCCUCAUUCUCCAGUAGACCCAUCUGUUCCACUGUUCCCAGCCGGUCGUGGUCCUCCACCAAACUACCAGGAUAACAAUCGUGGGAUGUAUGAGAACGUUAAUCGUAACAUGAGCGAUGUUCCUUUGAUGGGUGGUAGACCAGGGCCAUCGCCCAGCCCAUACCGCGAUUCGUCAAACUCGAACCUUUCAGCGGCAUAUAGAUCACAACAUACUGCAAGUCCUGCGGGAUUCAGAAACAACAAUAAUGCCAGUCCUUGGCAGCGUGGAGCCGGUUACGAACAUUAA
Cadophora gregata is the source of this 2328-nucleotide messenger RNA. RefSeq lists its product as uncharacterized. Bases 1 to 2328 code for a protein of 775 amino acids. The record is from RefSeq and is a predicted model, not a curated record. Lineage: Eukaryota; Fungi; Ascomycota; Leotiomycetes; Helotiales; Ploettnerulaceae. Gene Ontology annotation, biological process: transmembrane transport; fungal-type cell wall biogenesis. The transcript is spliced from 2 exons.